AUUAAAUAUAAAGAAAUAGUUAUACUUUGCCGCCUGUUGGUGCAAAACAUGUCAAAUGUGAAAUAGCAAAAGUACCUACUUUUUUGUUCUUUGGCCUUUGGUACUUAGAUAAUAGAUUUAGAAAUUCAAAUUCCAGUUUGAGAGUACUGUAAAUUAUUAAUUCCAAUAAUCAAUGGCGUCGAUUUCGAGUGAUGAAGAUCACAAGCCUUUGAUGUUUUUGGGUAAAGAUGUCUCAAGAAUUCCAUGUUUUCGUAAUAGUUUCCUAUAUGGAAUAGUAGGAGGAUUUACAAUGGGAAUUGGAUAUUUUUUGUGUACAAGUAGAACAUUAAGAUCCACACACUUCGGAUUUGGUUCUUUUGUUACGAUAUCUUCUGUUUAUUGGGGUUUGUGCAGAUACAACUAUGACAAUACAGAAGAAAGACUAAAUGAACUUAAGGGUAUUAUCAAAGCUAAGAAGAGUGGUGCUGAUAUCAAAGACUGAACGUCAUUACACAAAUUACGAAUAAAUCAUAUUCGUCGAUACCAACUAAUAUCCAUUUGUAUAUACAUCAGUACAUAAGUGUAUUUAGUUUGGUUUAAAAAUUGAAUUGUUCAAGUGUUAACAUAAGAAUAUCAAGGAAAGCAGUUCCUCGCAAGUACUGUUGUGUGCCAGCUGCUGCAGAUACUUACUUUAAGUAUAGAAGUAUAGACAGUAUAUAGUAAUCAAAGAAGGUUUAACACCAACACAUCAGAGCUUACUGUAUACCUAGUUAUUAUUAUGUAGAAAUUGUUUUUUGUUCAGUUAUUGUUAUAGACAAAUACAUGUUAAGUGGUUAUUAA
Molecule: messenger RNA, 819 nt
Organism: Rhopalosiphum maidis (corn leaf aphid)
Lineage: Eukaryota; Metazoa; Arthropoda; Insecta; Hemiptera; Aphididae
Gene: l(3)87Df
Product: cytochrome c oxidase assembly protein COX20, mitochondrial
Exons: 3
Coding region: 173-481 (102 amino acids)
Biological process (GO): mitochondrial respiratory chain complex IV assembly
Cellular component (GO): mitochondrial inner membrane; mitochondrion
Source: RefSeq, a predicted model, not a curated record